AUGUCUUUGGGUGGGGUCAUUCCGAAAACGGAUGGAAACAUAGAUAUGCUUAGACCAUUCAAAAAUUUGAGUGAUAAAUUGAUAUUAGAGCCAUUUCGUGCGAAUCAGUUAUUGAAAGAGGCAAUAGCGGCAAGCAUAACAUUUGCACGUUACUAUCUGCCAGGAUGUGAUAAAUCAAAAAAGAAUCAGAAUUGUCAUUGCCCACAAGAUACAUGUAAAAAUGCGGGCGUUUGUGUUGUACAAGCUACGCCUGAUGGACAAGAUGAUAACGAUGACUACAUAACGUUUAAAUGUCACUGUCCAACUGGAUAUACCGGACGUUUUUGCGGAAGAAAAGAAUCAACUGUGGUUGAAAUAACACCGAUAACACCCAUUAUUGAUCAAAACACAUCCGAUUCAACUAAUCAUACAGUAUUUAAUUACGAAGUUCCCAUUACUCUUCCUGAUGGUGAAGUUGAUAGUGCAAGUUUAUCGAAUAUAACUAAAGCGAUUCGCAGUCAAAAUCGAAGCUUACAUGCUAACUUGACGGUUGUUAAGGUAGAGAUUCUCGGAGCCCAUAGUGGCCGACAAAAACGAAGCUCUGCUGCCAAAAUCAUGCGUGUUUAUCUUGAAUGUGAUCCCAAGUGUGAUGACACCAUUGCUUCAUCAUUGUCGAAAAAAGUUGAUGUUUCUAUCAGAGUUAGUGGUAUUACUCACAAAUUAACAUUGGAUCUGCCUCAAAUAUAUAAGCCUUCCAUAAGUGUGACUCUACCUGUGGUGCCCACGGCAAAUCAUUUACUUAUUGACUCAACACAUAGUGAACUCAUUCACGAAACUUCUCAACCAACAACAACUGUUAUUUUUACUACCGCCCAAACAACAACCUUUCAUUCAGUUACUCAUUCACCAUCUACAAUGUCAUCGAUUUAUUCAUCUGCAACAUCUGGUAUAACAACAACGUCUACAGCCGACACAACAAUAAAUCUCGCACCAUUAAAGUCUUAUAUCUUGUUAACAUAUAAUGUUACAAAUACUCUUAAUAACAGUACAAUUGAUAAAGCAAGUCAUGCAAAUAUAACAAAACCGCUUCGGGACAAAAUUGUCGAUGUCAACUUUACGAUUGUGAACGCUUAUAUUUGCUCAGUAAAAAUCGGUACAAAACAGCUAGUAAUUGGAACUGUAACAGUCCUAGUGGUGGGUGCACAAGGGCAACAAUAUAUAUCUACUGUUAAUACCGAAGAUGAUAUAGUUAAAUUGUUUCAGUCUCUAUUUAAACAUUUUAAACAAAUAAGUAUUUUAUAUUUAUGGUCAACAAACGGUUCUGAUGAUAAAAAACAAACUAAAUUAUUUGAACAACAAGGCUUUCCUUGUACUAUGUUAAUGACUAUUAUUAAAGUAAUCAAACAAGAACAACGUGGUGAUCCUCAUAUACUUAUUUUCACUAAAAAUGUUCAACAUGUAACAAUUGAACAACAAAUUGAACUAAUGCAAUCAUCUCUAAUCGGUUUUCGACGAACAGCAUUAAAGGAAUAUAAAACAAAUUAUUUAAAAUUAAUUGAUUUAAAUUUUUCAUCUACCUUGCCACUCAACAAAUUUACUGAAUAUAAUUUAUAA
Didymodactylos carnosus is the source of this 1593-nucleotide messenger RNA. NCBI's taxonomy places the organism in Eukaryota, Metazoa, Rotifera, Eurotatoria, Philodinida, Philodinidae. The record is from the annotation of a GenBank genome assembly.